AUGACUAAAAGCAGUAGCUGCAGUAAGCAAAUUAAAUCCAACCUUCUGCCAUUUAAUAUAAUGUAUCAUAAUGUUCAGUCUCUGACUAACAAAUUGCAAGAUCUAGAAAUAAUACUGUGUUCUGACCUAAAUGUUGAUGUUAUCUGCAUAACAGAACAUUGGCUAGAAGAUCCACAAAUAGAGACACUAAAGAUCCCUGGUUUUUCCCUAGUCAGUUCAUUUUGCAGGUCUUAUUAUAAACAUGGGGGGAUAGCUAUCUUUGCAAAGCAGGAUUUAAGGUACAAGGCAAUCCAAACAUAUCCUGAACUGAACAAAGAAAAAGUCUUUGAAAUGGCAGCUGUGGAACUUACAGACAUUCAACUAGUUAUUAUAACUAUGUACAGAUCCCCUGAUGCCAACACAGAAGAAUUCCAGUGUAAAUUUGAUAUGAUGUUAAGUAUUGUAGAACCAAAGAAAAAGAAAAUCAUUUGGGGAGACUUCAACAUAGACUUUUUGAAAUCCUCAAACUACAAAGAUGAAUUACUAUAUAUGACAAAGAGUUUCAACUUAAUGCCCACAGAAAAUACACAAACAAGAAUAACUAGGCAUAGUAAAACUGAAUCAGACCAAAUUUUUAUUCAAGAAAACUUUUCUCCAUACAGUAGUGAAGCAGUUAAGAUAGGAUACAGUGAUCAUGAGGCUGUGUUGUUAUCACUGGAAUUAUGUUCAGAGAAAAUAUCUCCCAUUAAAAUAACUGAGUGCAGGGAUUUCAGUGAUAGCAAUAUAGCAAAAUUUUGCAACAUAUUAAGCCGAGAAACAUGGGAUGAAGUGUUCAAUGAAACAGAUGUAAACAGAAUGUUUGAUAACUUUCAUGGAUCAUAUGAGUACUAUUUUGACAUAGUCUUCACACUAAAGCAACAUAAAUUAAAACCAACCAGAAACAAAAGUUGGAUUACUAAGCACAUAAAAAUCUCCAGUGCAAGGAAAAGAGUUCUACAUUCAUACAAAAAACAAAAUAAUAUAUCAUCAGAAAUGCAAAAUUAUAUCAAAGAAUACAGUAAGAUCUACUACAAAGUUAUUAACGACACAAAGAAAAAAGAAUUGUACUUUGGCAAAGCUGCAAAUGAUCUUAUCCAAAGCAACUUUCAGAAUACUAAUAUGCACUACAUUGAGAACUAUAAAUCUCCCAUGGGGGUCUAUGUUUCUCAAGGAGAUCCACAGAGUGAGCUCAUACUGGCAAUGAGCUCAUUAAAAUAUCAUAUUGUAGAACCUCUGAAGCAUAUUGUUAAUCACUCCUUUUCCACAAGUACCUUUCCAAAUCGUCUAAAGAUUGCAAAAGUAACCCACUUGCACAAAAAGGGAGCCACAGACAAUGUUAACAAUUCCAGACCAGUAGCACAGCUUAGUGGCUCCUCAAAGAUCUUUGAGAAGCUCUUUUAUAAUAAGUUGCUAGAGUUUGUUAACAAAAACUCACUGUUGUCAAAUCAUCAGCAUGGCUUCAGGCAAUCUAGCUCCACAACCACGGCAGUCUCUUCACAAAUAUAUAACUGGCACAGUAGUGAAUGGGAGCUACAAGAUGCUCUACAUCAGGGGCAUCCAGUCAUUUAA
Messenger RNA from Schistocerca nitens (vagrant locust), 1587 nucleotides. RefSeq lists its product as uncharacterized. Lineage: Eukaryota; Metazoa; Arthropoda; Insecta; Orthoptera; Acrididae. The coding region runs from base 1 to 1587 and encodes 528 amino acids. The transcript has 4 exons. The record is from RefSeq and is a predicted model, not a curated record.